UACAACAAUCUCAAUCACAUUCUCAGCAAAUCGAAAUCAAAAGAAAGUAAAUUUGAGAUUCCCAGAAACUCACAAAUGGCUCGUACCAAGCAAACGGCUCGCAAAUCCACCGGAGGAAAAGCACCGAGGAAGCAGCUCGCGACCAAGGCGGCGAGGAAAUCAGCUCCGGCCACCGGAGGAGUGAAGAAGCCACACAGAUUCCGUCCAGGAACCGUUGCCUUGAGAGAGAUCAGGAAGUACCAGAAGAGCACAGAGCUUCUGAUCCGUAAGCUUCCGUUCCAGAGAUUGGUUCGUGAGAUCGCUCAGGAUUUCAAGACGGAUCUGAGGUUCCAGAGCAGUGCAGUCGCGGCUCUUCAAGAAGCAGCUGAGGCUUACUUGGUCGGGCUCUUUGAGGACACUAACCUUUGCGCGAUUCACGCCAAGAGAGUCACUAUCAUGCCUAAGGAUAUUCAGCUUGCCAGGAGGAUCAGAGGAGAGAGGGCUUUGAUUUCGAAAAUGGCUCGUACUAAGCAAACCGCUAGGAAAUCCACCGGAGGCAAAGUACCAAGGAAGCAGCUCGCGACCAAGGCGGCGAGGAAGUCCGCUCCCGCCACCGGAGGGGUCAAGAAGCCGCACAGAUUCCGUCCCGGAACCGUUGCCUUGAGAGAGAUCAGAAAAUACCAGAAGAGCACGGAGCUUUUGAUCCGUAAGCUCCCAUUCCAGCGUCUUGUUCGUGAGAUUGCUCAGGACUUCAAGACGGAUCUGAGGUUCCAGAGUAGCGCCGUCGCUGCUUUACAAGAGGCUGCUGAGGCUUACCUUGUUGGUUUGUUUGAAGACACUAACCUCUGCGCGAUUCACGCUAAGAGGGUUACAAUCAUGCCUAAGGAUAUCCAACUCGCCAGGAGAAUCAGAGGUGAACGAGCUUGAAGACUCUGGUUACGCUAUCUCUUGCUUAUGGUUUAAUUAGUCUAUGGGUACUCUAUUUCUGGGAUUUUGUUCGCGUUUAUCUAAUUGGUUCUUGUAAUAAGUUUGGUGCUUGGAUCGUUUUUUAAUUUUCAGUUGGUUAGUGUCUUUAAGGUGUUCGACGAAAUAUCCCAACGAAAGUUUUUAAUAUAUAACGUAUUUGCUUAAGUCUCUUGAAAUGUUUAUCUUUCCCAUGUGUU
This is a messenger RNA of Camelina sativa (false flax), 1142 nucleotides long. Its product is annotated as histone H3.2. The record is from RefSeq and is a predicted model, not a curated record. Gene Ontology annotation, molecular function: DNA binding; structural constituent of chromatin; protein heterodimerization activity. NCBI's taxonomy places the organism in Eukaryota, Viridiplantae, Streptophyta, Magnoliopsida, Brassicales, Brassicaceae. Gene Ontology annotation, cellular component: nucleosome.